Messenger RNA from Bubalus bubalis (water buffalo), 2695 nucleotides. It is a transcript of the gene CHKA, whose product is annotated as choline kinase alpha. The transcript is spliced from 13 exons. Gene Ontology annotation, cellular component: cytoplasm. The coding region runs from base 263 to 1660 and encodes 465 amino acids. Gene Ontology annotation, biological process: phosphatidylethanolamine biosynthetic process; CDP-choline pathway. The record is from RefSeq and is a predicted model, not a curated record. Gene Ontology annotation, molecular function: ethanolamine kinase activity; choline kinase activity. Lineage: Eukaryota; Metazoa; Chordata; Mammalia; Artiodactyla; Bovidae.
CGUGCGGCGGCGGUAUAGGAGCGAGCGCCACGGCGAGCGGGACCAGCCGAGUGCUGCCGCCGCCGCCCGCCGCUCGCUACCUCUGCGCCGCCGCCCCGCACCCGUCCGCUGCGCCCCCAGCCGCCCGUGCCCCGGGCCUGCCCGUCAGCGAGGGGGCGAGCGGCCUCGGUGCCCGGCCUCCGUGAGGGGGGCGUCCGGACGGACCCUGAGCCUCGCCUUCACGCGCUGCGGCCGACCGCGCCUCCUCGGCCGCCUGCCCGGCAUGAAGACCAAGUUCUGCAACGGGGGCGAGGCGGAGCCCUCGCCGCUCGGGUUGCUGCUGAGCUGCGGCAGCGGCAGCGCGGCCCCGGCGCCCGGUGUGGGGCAGCAGCGCGACGGCGCCAGUGACCGCGAGCCCAAGCAGCUGGGCGGGCGGCAGCCGCCGCUCGCGCUGCCCCCGCCGCCGCCGCCGCCGCUGCCCCUACCCCCGCCGCCCCCGCCGCCGCCGCCGGCGGACGACCAGCCCGAGCCCCGGACGCGGCGCAGGGCCUAUCUGUGGUGCAAGGAGUUCCUGCCCGGCGCCUGGCGGGGCCUUCGCGAGGACCAGUUCCACAUCAGUGUCAUCAGAGGUGGCCUCAGCAACAUGCUGUUCCAGUGCUCCUUGCCCGACACCCUGGCCACCGUCGGAGACGAGCCUCGGAAGGUGCUCCUGCGGCUGUACGGGGCGAUCCUGAAGAUGGUAUUUUUGAUAAAGCUGUGGAAUGGAAAGCGGUCCUGUAAUAAGGAGGGAUCCGAACAAGCUCAGAAAGACAGUGAAUUUCAAGGCGCCGAGGCCAUGGUCCUGGAGAGCGUCAUGUUUGCCAUUCUCGCCGAGAGGUCGCUGGGGCCGAAGCUCUUCGGCAUUUUCCCCCAAGGCCGCCUGGAGCAGUUCAUCCCGAGCCGGCGAUUAGACACUGAAGAAUUAAGUUUGCCAGAUAUUUCUGCAGAAAUAGCUGAGAAAAUGGCCAGAUUUCAUGGUAUGAAAAUGCCAUUCAAUAAGGAACCAAAAUGGCUCUUUGGAACAAUGGAAAAAUACCUGAAUCAAGUGCUGAGAAUUAGGUUUACCGGGGAGUCCAAAGUGAAGCAGCUGCACAGGUUCCUCAGCUACAACCUGCCUUUGGAGCUGGAAAACCUGAGGUCAUUGCUUGAAUCCACUCCGUCUCCCGUCGUGUUCUGCCACAAUGACUGUCAGGAAGGUAACAUCUUACUGCUGGAUGGCAGGGAGAAUUCGGAAAAACAGAAACUCAUGCUCAUCGACUUUGAAUACAGCAGUUACAACUAUAGGGGAUUCGACAUUGGGAAUCAUUUCUGUGAAUGGAUGUAUGAUUAUAAUUAUGAAAAGUACCCUUUUUUCAGAGCAAACAUCCUGAAGUACCCCACCAGGAAACAACAGCUCCAUUUUAUUUCCAAUUACUUGGCUGCAUUCCAAAAUGAAUUUGAAAACCUCAGUAACGAAGAAAAGUCUGUUAUAGAAGAAGAAAUGCUGCUUGAAGUCAAUAGGUUUGCCCUCGCGUCCCAUUUCUUCUGGGGACUCUGGUCCAUCGUUCAGGCCAAGAUUUCCUCCAUUGAAUUUGGGUACAUGGAGUACGCCCAAGCCAGGUUCGAUGCCUACUUUGACCAGAAGAGGAAGCUCGGGGUGUGACCGUGUGCGGCCUUCCUGCCUGCAUCCCUGGAUGGCGUGGGGGCGGCCGAGCCCGCGGCCCCUCUGUGCUCCAACUACUGUACCCACAACCGGAAGGCUCAGACGUCUCGCCGCCCAACACAGAUGUGUAUGAUACGAAAGACUGUAUUAAAAUUGAGUAACAUUUAUCUCUUAUCUCGUUUACGACCUCACUAGGACUCUGACCUGAGACUGGGAAGCAGAAUUAUAGUACACUAGCGCAGCAUUGCAGCAUCUCAGACCCCUCAUCUAGAGAAGACGUUUCUGUCGCAGUCGGACGUGGCGCCCGCAGCGUCACUCCAGGUGCCUUUUGUGGUGAAUGUUGAUCUUUACAUGAUGUGAACGGCCACGCUGGCGGACAGCGCUGAGCGGCUCUGUGACGGGCGUGCAGACGCCGCCCGCUCCCGAGGGGGCGGUGACACUGACCAUGCUCCUUGGCUUGACCGCCCCCGACGGCGCGGGCCCGGGAGGAGCGUGGCUACCUGCUUCCUGUCGUCCGAACUUCCCUCCGCCGGUGAAUCUCACCCCAACUGGAUGUGCCCCGCCCCGUGCCCUCUAACAAAGUGCUUUAUUAACCCUGGCUUCGGGGCAGGCGGCAGGCCAUGGCCACCGAGGGCCACGUGGACGCACCUGCCCCCCCACCUGCUCUCUGCCCCCCUGCUCAGCCUGGAGCUGGGGCUGCUCUGGCAGGGCCGGCCCCCUGCCCCCAGGCCUGGUCCUGCCCCGUGCCCUCAGAAGCCUCCUGCCGCCCCCGGUGCUGGGGCCUCGGCGUGCCCACGCCCGCUGCCCGCUCAUGUGGUCAUCGCGCGGCGAUCCCAGUGGGAGACCACAGCCCGUGCGUGGAGUCUGGGGGUGUGGAUAGAGUAUAGCUGUGAAGUCCAUGUAUAUUAAAUGUCCUUUGGGAUAAAUCCUUUUGUUUUUUACUCUGAACUCUUAUUUGAAUUGUUUUUUUGUGCAUACAUUCCUGCUACCACAAAGACUGUACCAUACAAACAAUAAAGAGUAUAAAAGCCUGUC